GAGAUGCGAGUGCACAUGGAUUGCCCCGGUUGCGAGAGCAAGGUCAGGAGUAAGCUGGAGAAACUAAAAGGUGUGGACACGGUCGAAAUAGACAUGACCCUGCAAAAGGUGACGGUCACCGGAUGGGCCGACCAGAAAAAGGUUCUGAAGGCAGUGAGGAGGACCGGAAGGAGGGCCGAGCUUUGGGAACUGCCCUAUAACCCGGUGCAUGAUACCUCCGGCGCGCUUGUCAAUCAACACCAAAUCAAUGGCCCUCUCACAUACCAUGCUCCGCAACCUUCAUCUCUUUAUAACUACUAUAAGCAUGGAUACGAUAGUAGUGAGCCUAGGUACUACCAUCAGCAUCCAGGGCAUACCACGGUUUUCAGUCACCAGACUGGUGCGACAUUUAGCGAUGAUAACCCUAAUGCUUGUAGUGUAAUGUGA
Molecule: messenger RNA, 426 nt
Organism: Eucalyptus grandis
Lineage: Eukaryota; Viridiplantae; Streptophyta; Magnoliopsida; Myrtales; Myrtaceae
Product: heavy metal-associated isoprenylated plant protein 28
Exons: 2
Coding region: 4-426 (140 amino acids)
Molecular function (GO): metal ion binding
Source: RefSeq, a predicted model, not a curated record